AUGUUGUCAUAUCUUCAAUCAUUUCUUCCAGCAUCCAAUGGUGGUAAACUUCCAUAUUGGUUAUUAUUCAUCUCUGUAGUUUCAGCAUUCAAUUCUGUUCAAACAUAUCAAGAUAUUUCCCUUACUAAAAGAGUUUAUGAAAAAGAUCCUAAUCAAGUAUCACCAUUAUCAGCUAGAACUUUUGGUACAUGGACUUUAAUUACUGCUAUUGUUAGAUUUUAUGGUGCUUAUCAUUUAAAUGUCCCACAAGUUUAUCAAUUGACUCAAUUUACUUUUGUCAUUGCUGCUUGGCACUUUUUAAGUGAAUGGUUAUAUUUCGGUACUUGUAAAUUAGGUAAAGGUUUAAGUGGUCCAUUGAUUGUUAGUUCCAGUAGUUUGAUCUGGAUGUAUUUACAAAAAGAUUUCUACCUCCAUUAG
This is a messenger RNA of Candida tropicalis MYA-3404, 417 nucleotides long. It is a transcript of the gene ERG28, whose product is annotated as Erg28p. Bases 1 to 417 code for a protein of 138 amino acids. The transcript has a single exon. The record is from RefSeq and is a predicted model, not a curated record. NCBI's taxonomy places the organism in Eukaryota, Fungi, Ascomycota, Pichiomycetes, Serinales, Debaryomycetaceae. Gene Ontology annotation, cellular component: endoplasmic reticulum; membrane. Gene Ontology annotation, molecular function: protein-macromolecule adaptor activity.